Macadamia integrifolia is the source of this 1793-nucleotide messenger RNA. RefSeq lists its product as uncharacterized. Bases 230 to 1510 code for a protein of 426 amino acids. The record is from RefSeq and is a predicted model, not a curated record. Lineage: Eukaryota; Viridiplantae; Streptophyta; Magnoliopsida; Proteales; Proteaceae. The transcript has 7 exons.
UUAAAAGGCUGGUGCGUAGGAGAAGUAGGAGAGCCUAGAGAAUAGAGAGUGAGUGGGUUCUUCUUGUUUGAAGAAGGUGGAUUCCUUCUGCACAUUACUAUAGAGAGAGAGAGAGAGAUGAGAGAAGUGGCUUGUGCUUAUUAGUAAGUGGGGAGGACUGAGGUAACUUAAAGCUCGAAACUGCGUUUUGUUUUUUUUGGGGUGUAGUAGUGUUUCCCUUGUGUUCACCAUGGCAGCAUGGGUUAGAGGAGAGAGCAGGACGAAGAGAGUUAGAGUGUUGCUAUUUAUUUACUUCAUGGCUCUGGUCCCCUUCUCAUGCUCUGCUGCUGGGAUGCACGGUUCCCAUCACAAGCUCGAAGUUCAGAAGCAUUUGAAAAGCUUCAACAAGCCUGCUUUUAAGAGCAUCAAGAGCCCAGAUGGAGAUAUUAUCGAUUGCGUCCAUGCUUCUCAUCAACCCGCUUUCGACCAUCCUUUGCUCAAAAACCAUUCAAUUCAGAUGAGACCUAGAUUUCAUCCAGAAGGUAUUUUCGACAAAAACAAUGCCACUACCAAGUCCAAACAAAGUUCAAACUCCAUUACUCAGCUGUGGCACCAGAAUGGAAGAUGCCCAAAAGGAACCAUACCCAUCAGAAGAACAAAGGAAGAUGAUAUUCUAAGAGCAGGCUCAGUCGAAAGAUUCGGAAGGAAGGAGAAGAACAAAAAAAUCCCUCAUCCCCAUUCUGCGGAUCCUGACGUAACAAAUGGAGGAGGAGGAGCUGGUCAUCAGCAUGCAGUAGUUUCUGUUGGAGGGAACAAGUAUUAUGGAACAAAAGCAACCAUUAACUUGUGGGAUCCCUCGAUCCAACGGCCUGAUGAGUUCAGCUUAUCCCAGUUAUGGAUUGUGGGAGGUUCUUAUCCCGGUCAUGAUCUCAACACUAUUGAAGCUGGUUGGCAGGUCUUCCCACAUCUGUAUGGAGACAGCAAUACGAGACUCUUCGUCUACUGGACUAAUGAUGCUUAUCAAACCACGGGAUGCUACAACCUCGCCUGCUCAGGCUUUGUUCAGACCAACAAUCAAAUAGCAAUGGGUGGAACCCUCUCUCCUGUAUCUGCCUAUGCUGGUUCCCAAUAUGAUAUCACUAUACUUGUCUGGAAGGACCAAACAAAUGGGAACUGGUGGAUGAAAUUAGGGAAUGAUGUGUUAGGCUACUGGCCUUCUUCCCUCUUCUCAUACUUGGCGGACAGUGCAUCCACCGUUCAGUGGGGAGGAGAGGUUAUAAACUUAGAAUCAAAUGGUCAGCACACAUCAACUCAGAUGGGUAGUGGCCAUUUCCCUGUAGAAGGCCAUGGUAAGGCAAGUUAUUUCAGGAAUAUUCAGGUUGUUGAUGGGUCCAAUAAUCUAAUAGCCCCGACAGGACUCGGCAACAUUGUUUCGCAACCCAAUUGCUAUGAUGUCCAAAAUGGCAAUAAUGGUGAUUGGGGGAACUACUUCUACUAUGGUGGUCCAGGCAGAAACCAAAAUUGCCCAUGAACCUACAAGGAAUCAACACCUUCGUUGUGCAAUCCAAAUUGCAAUAAUGGUGAUGAUCUUGGCAGAAACCUCAAUUGAUGCAGUUAAAACUCCUUAAAUGGGAUUAUUUUAUUAUAAGUAAGUUUUGGAUUGAGUUAUGUAUUUUGUUGGGUCUUUGAUUUAAUGUAUUUUUAUUGUAAUAGAACAUUUUAAUUAACGGGCAUCUAAUGAGAAUAAUGGCUAGACGUACUGGAUUAAUUAAUUGUCAUUAUUUCUGUAUUUUAAUUGUUAUCUAAAUGUUUUA